ACAUCAUCAUCCAUUUAAUUGUUGGGAAACUACAAGGUGUAUUUUCGUCAAUUCAACCAAAUCCUCAUUUUGGCCAUAUGCUUGCGUCACUGAAGUGAGCAGAGUGUGUCCACAACAAUGGGGACCGCCGGAGCUUUCUUCUCCGUUCCUCUGAACUACCAAUUCUACCGCCGGCCACUUCAUUUUCAACCUCUCUUCCUCCUCCCUAUCACUUGGCCACUCACACCUUUCUCUCGUAAACAAAUUAUUAAAUUAUAUUGCCGUCGAAGCUCCGGUUCAAGGCUCUUGUUAACUCCUCCGCGUGCUUUACUUUCAAGGCAAUCACGAGAGGGGAGAGGCAGCAGUGAAGUUGAUCCGGAUCUUCGGUCCGUGCUUGAACUUGCUACUGAUUCUGAACUGUAUGAACUUCAAAGGAUUUUAUUUGGUCCAAGUUACUUUAGCCCAAUGUUGAAGUCUGUAACAAAGAGAACUGAAUUUGAUUGUGUUAUGGUCGGAGAAGACCCGGAGGAGAGAGCGGAUUUUUUGUCAAUGCUUGAAUCAAGAUUUUUAUACCUUGCUGCUGAUGCACGAUCCACAUUGAGGGGUAGGAGACCAUCAUAUAGGGAGGUAUUGCUUGGUGUCAGGGAAAAACUAAGUAUAAGAUGCUCAGCCAAAUUGUCUGCAGAAGACCUGGAAGCUGAGAUUUUUCUUCAUCUGCUUCAAGAGUACUCAAGCUCAGAAGAAAGCUUGGAUGCUUCUGAUGGGCAUGGUGGUCUAGAAUUUGGGCUUAGUAAGUGGAAAGUACAAGCUGCUGCCGCAUUAAAAGCUGGGGCAGAAGGGGUCCGUUCAAUAAUAUUAAAGGGUGGCGGGGUGCUAACAUUGGGGAAGAUAUACAGUGGGUUAGCCAGGAGAUUUUCUGGAAAGAUGCUAUUGGAAGCCGCCAACUAUCAGAUAAGUAAGGAGGUCCUUAAAAAGGGUGGAGAAUUGGCAGCUCUUAACCUGGAGUCCAGAUUGGCCUUGCUGGCUGCAAGAAAGGGCUUAGCUGGUGCUGCCUCCCGUUAUUUUGGCUUAAGGAGCAUGAUGACAUUUCUUGGCCCAAUUCUGUGGGGAACACUUCUAGCAGAUGUUGUCAUUCAAAUGCUUGGAACUGAUUAUGCUAGAAUCGUGCGAGCUAUUUAUGCAUUCGCACAGAUUCGGAUCACCCGCACCUACAAAACAUCUGAUGUCCAGUAAGAAAGCUUAUCUGUAGAUUGGACUCUAAAGUUGCAUUGUGGACAUCACACGCUGGGAUAAUAUUAGACUGUUGGCUUUGGAUAUGGUUCUACACUUGUGCAUAGCAGAUAUACGAAAGAACGUUUCUUGCAGUGGUGAGAUGGGCUUGCGCUUCACUGUACAUAUGUUAGGUUGUACAGUAAGCUUCUUUACUAAUUUAAGAUAGAUACGAGCCUCCUAUACCAUGUAUUUUUCUAAACUAUUUAGAUUAGUUAGAAGAAAAUUUGUUGCAGGUUGCUGUAAUUAUAAAGUGUUGAUGUUGCUGAAUUUUGUUAACUUGAUUGUUCUGUUCUAUGUAGUUUGUGAAAUAAGGAUAGUCCAGGUUCCUGCAAGCCGGUCUGGACACUGCAUUUUUACGGUCUGGA
Molecule: messenger RNA, 1616 nt
Organism: Capsicum annuum
Lineage: Eukaryota; Viridiplantae; Streptophyta; Magnoliopsida; Solanales; Solanaceae
Exons: 12
Coding region: 118-1212 (364 amino acids)
Source: RefSeq, a predicted model, not a curated record